AUGGACCUUUCUACCCUCAACCCAAAUUCCAGCGAAAAUGGCGUCCAGCGUGGAUGCCAAGCUGAUGAGGCGGACCAAGUUCCCCCUGAGUUUAAUAAGAAGGUGGAUAUGACCAAGGUCAACAUCGAGGUUAUGAAGAAAUGGAUCGCAAGUCAAAUUUCUAAGAUAUUGGGAAAUGAGGAUGACGUCGUUAUCGAGCUUUGCUUUGCACAUCUGGAGGGAUCACGCUACCCCGAUAUCAAAUCUCUCCAAAUCCAGCUCACCGGAUUCCUAGACAAAGAUACCCCCAAGUUUUGCCAAGAGCUGUGGUCGUUGUGCUUAAGCGGCCAGGCCAAUCCACAGGGCGUCCCGAAGGAGCUCCUGGAGGCUAAGAAGCUUGAGCUCAUACAAGAGAAGCUUGAAGCAGAGAAAGCUGCCGAAGCACUUCGACGCCAAAGAGAACAAGACCAAAUCCGCGAACGAGAGUUGGACGAUGUGAGACGGCACGGCCUUCGUCUCCUGGAGGCCGAGACCGCAGUCGAGACCGAUUCCGCGAACCUCCAUCUCGACGUGACUUUGACUCUUAUGUGCCACCUGGUAAUCGUCGCGGCCGCCGUCCAUCUAAAUCCCCACACGGCACCCGUUCUCCAUCUCGAUCCCCGAAGCCCUCGUCGCCAUCUCGCCGAAACCGCGACGAGCCACGUUACAGGCGACGCGAACGCCGCCCCCGUUCCCCAAGCAACUCAGUAUCUCCCGAGCGCCGCAACCGCGGAGGAGCGAGAAGGCGCAGCAGUCCGGACUACGGUGAUCGUGUUAAAGCAAGACCCAUUUCCCGCAGCCGUUCCCCGCGCUCACGUUCCCCCAGAGGAGACCGCCGCCGCCGAAGCUCUGUCUCUCGCAGCCGCAGUGUAUGCUCGUCGCCUCGCUACACCCGGCGCCAGGCAGAUUCUCCAACUUCCGUCUCUCCCGCGAUGUCUCGCCGUUCAUCUGGACGCUAUGCCCGAGACCGCGAUUCUCGUCGCUUGA
Molecule: messenger RNA, 1005 nt
Organism: Penicillium coprophilum
Lineage: Eukaryota; Fungi; Ascomycota; Eurotiomycetes; Eurotiales; Aspergillaceae
Product: PWI domain-containing protein
Exons: 5
Coding region: 1-1005 (334 amino acids)
Biological process (GO): regulation of mRNA splicing, via spliceosome; mRNA processing
Cellular component (GO): spliceosomal complex
Molecular function (GO): RNA binding
Source: RefSeq, a predicted model, not a curated record